GCUGAGAUCUGCGAGGCAGUGUGCCACAAGCCCAGACAACAACAACAAGAGGCGAACAAAAAGACCGAUCGAGCAUCCCGUCUGAAAGCGCAAGGCGAAAACGCUGAACUCCGUGCAGAACUUUGGCGCUUCCUCUCACUGUAGGCACGGCUUCUUACGGCAAGCAGACAAGAGUUAUCAGUUCUCAGCGCUCCAGGAAGAGCGAAGCAGUUCGUAAAACAGUCGGUUUGACAGCGUGCAUGGGGUGUAGCCGUAACCACGGUCUGGCUAGCCUGCUAGCCGGCUAGCUCCGGGUUUAGAGAGGUCCUGUUCGGGUGUCGCGCUAGUGUCAUGCUAAGUCUAUAAAUCGGGGUUAAACGGGGACAAAAACUGCACAGAAUAAAGACGGGGCAAUUGUUGUUUCUGCAUCAGUUCGAGGAGGAGGACAGCCCAUCAUGAUCCUGCCGAGUUACUAUUCGUCUCUUCGCUCAAGAAAUGUCACCAUAGGUCACAUCCUCUCCUUCUCGCCCGUCGCCCCGGUGUCCUUAGAAGAUGAGGAAGACUCCGACCAAUCAGACACCCUGUCUGGGACGGAGUCGGAGCUCGGCCACGCCCACAGCCUGCCGCCAGGGGGGAAGCGGGGGCGUUUGCGGGUGCUGUCCGAAUCGGAGGCGUCCUCGGCGGUCCGGGGGGCGGAGCCGGAGUUCCGGGAUGGGGCGGGGUCAGAGGAGGCGCCGUUUCGGGGGCGGUCCCAGUCGGCCCCCGCCGCCCUGUGGGCCGCCAAGCGCUACGGCCGCCAACUGCGCCGCAUGAGCGAUGAGUUCGACUCCUGGCUGGACAGGGGGGGGCAGGAGGUGAAGCGGGGGCGUGGGGGGGGCGCGGGGCGCCAGAUGAAGACAUCGAGCAGCUGGUUCUCCUUCCUGUGGAGUCCCCAGGAGACGGAGGACGAGCUUCAUGGCAACGGCGAGCUGCCUGAGAAUGAUGCCGCACACUGAGGGGCGGGGCCUGGGCAGGAAAGGGUGGGGCAUGUGCAGGAAAGGGGCGGAUAUGGACAGGAAAGGGCGGAGCCAAGGCGGGUCAUACUAAACUAACAUUGCUGGGGGCGGUGGGGGGGGGGUACUGGAGACAGUGAAUUGGGGGAAGAUUUGAUGGUUUUUUCUCUAAUUGUUCCUAAGAGCUAGAUUACUUCCUGUGCUUUUUAUUAUUCCAACAAAUUCCAGUAGCUAACUUAAACUGUCCAUAAUGUUUUUUAUUAUUUUUUAUUAUUUUGAUGAAAAUACUUGGAAAAUGUAUAGAAAUAGUUUCGGUUAGUGGAAGAAGGGAAGAGACAGUGGGGCUGGGAAGGAACACUGUGCUGAUUUAGCCCAGCUGACCACCAAUGCUCAGAAAGAGCCUGGAGGACUGGAGUUCAUCAGCACAGAAACAUAAAAAAUAACGCAACCAAAAAGGAUGCAAGGAGACGGGCUGCAUAAUCUGAUCAGUGAAGUAAUAUUCUAGGCCUGCUGAAAGUGGUCCUUGGAAAAACCUAAUGUGUAUUUACUGAUGCAAUAAGACAGAGUACAAUCUUGAUGAGUGACAAUCUUUCCAAGUGCCAGCAGGAAGAGAUUAAUAAAGACUUUAAUAAGUGCUUCAUAAACACAUGCCCUUUUUAAAAAUGUUUUUUUAAACAGUGUUACAAUUAAUAGUUUGAAAAUAAUGUCUGCAUGUGGCUGUAAUUAGUUUUAACUGUGGAAAUGUGGGGUGUUUUUCUAUGAGGAGUCAGGAGGUUGUGUCUUAUUUUGUACUGCUGCAGGGAAUUGGCGGGUUUAGCAGAUAAUCCUGAGCGCUGUGUCACUGCUGUUUGAAUGAGCGGAGAUGGCGGUACAGCUAGGUGCUAAUCCCCCCCCAACGUAUGGGGGUUACGCUGCACAGGGAGGGGCAUCGAACCCUGAACCCUGAACCCUGAACCCUGAACCCUGCCUCCACCCAUCACACACCAGCCACCAGAAAAAAUCACAUUCUCACUCUUGAGGAAAUAAACGAUUUAUAUACUCUCCUUGGGAAAUGUAGUUUUCUUUAAUUGUAGCCCCCCCCCCCCCCCCCCCCCGGUGAUAGUGUGUCCAAUUCGCCAUUACCAUGGAGGCGUGUUUGGAAUGAAUCUCCCAAUGGGACACCGCACAUAGGAGGAGAUGAACCACCCCACCCCCCCCCCCCCCCCCCCCUAUUCUGUAAAACACCAUGCCAUCGAGGCUGGCCAGGAGGCGGGGCUUAAGGUACAGAGCAGUGCAGCUGGGCGGGGCUUCCGUCCGAUCGCCAUCGCUGAGUAACCGCCGACUAAUCAGCGGGUUGCUCCAGACCACUGUGCGCGAGACGCAAUCUUUUCAUACUUCCCUCUUUUUUAAAAAC
Messenger RNA from Anguilla anguilla (European eel), 2364 nucleotides. Its product is annotated as bcl2-associated agonist of cell death-like. Bases 435 to 974 code for a protein of 179 amino acids. Gene Ontology annotation, cellular component: mitochondrion. Gene Ontology annotation, biological process: apoptotic process. The transcript is spliced from 4 exons. The record is from RefSeq and is a predicted model, not a curated record. Lineage: Eukaryota; Metazoa; Chordata; Actinopteri; Anguilliformes; Anguillidae.